Messenger RNA from Habropoda laboriosa, 2560 nucleotides. It is a transcript of the gene Sox102F, whose product is annotated as transcription factor SOX-6. Gene Ontology annotation, cellular component: nucleus. Gene Ontology annotation, molecular function: RNA polymerase II cis-regulatory region sequence-specific DNA binding; DNA-binding transcription factor activity, RNA polymerase II-specific. Gene Ontology annotation, biological process: regulation of transcription by RNA polymerase II; cell fate commitment. NCBI's taxonomy places the organism in Eukaryota, Metazoa, Arthropoda, Insecta, Hymenoptera, Apidae. The record is from RefSeq and is a predicted model, not a curated record.
UCGGAUCGCUGGUUCUCGUUCAAGUGCCGGUUCUGUGCGGGGGUGUAAAUAAAGCGUCUGUAUUAAUCGAAUUGCGUGACAAGUGCCACGAGGACGUCGAAACGAACGAGGGUAGUCGAGGCUACCAGCGCGCGAGCAGGAUGAUAUGAGCACGCUUGGCAGAUUGAGGAUGUCCUCAAAGAGGAAGUCACCACCAACGAAGCUAUCGGAGGGCGGGGGCGGCACGGGUACAGUGGCAGGCGCCAACGAGGAGGAGGAGGACACGACCUCGUCGGUGACCGGUGGUCCCGGUGGCGAGGUAGCCGUCGGUGAAGAGGGUCCCACCACCCCCGUCGACAUCGAGGAGUGUUACCCUCAUCAGAGGGGAGGUGACUGCGAGUCGUCCGGCUGUUCGUCGCCGGCGACUACCAGCGAGCCUGAUCUACGGGACUCACCAUCGCCCUCCUCCAAUUCUCUUCGCACCACUAAGCGACAGAGGAUCGUACUCUCCAGCCAGGAGACCUUGCCGCCCUACCACUACCCCCACCACCAUCAUCACCAUCAUCAUCAUCAUCAUCAUCACCACACGAAUACGUCGUCGUCGUCGGGUGGCGUUGUGGAACCAGCUAGCUCCUCAGAGUGCGGCUCCCCGCCCACCCCUCUAACAGUUGACCCGUACUACCCGAAUCAUCCUCAUCACAACAACAACAACACCGUGACGCAGAAUAACAAUAACAACGGAGGGAACGCUACCACAGCCGGUAGCAAGAGAUCCAUGGACGACGUACUCAAGAGGUUAACCUGCAAGAUGAACAGCGAAUCGCUGUCACUACAGGACGACACCAGCAACAACAGGCGGACAAGUCCGCCCCCCUCCUCCACCCCGACUGGCCACAACGCGCACUGCGGAGGCGUCGCCAGCGUGGCGAACACCGUGCCACCCUCGCCCCCAGCCUCUGGAAGGAUGCAGAACACGGAAGGACAGGUACAGCAGGACGGCGCCUCAGCCCUGCACAGGGUCCUCUGCGCGGAAAGCUUCGCGGAGAAGGAGCGCAGGCUCUCCGAGAUGAUCCUGCAGCUGCAGCUGCUCAGGGAACAAUUGCUGCAACAGCAAGAUCAGUCGAAGUCGUAUCCUGCGCACAUGACCGUCGACUCGCAGAAGCAAAUCGAGAUACAGCGGCUGCAAACGGAGCACUUGAAGCGGCAGCAAGAGCACAUCAUGCAGCACAACAUCCAGGAGCUACAGGCUCAGAUGACAAAGAGCCAGCUGAGCAUGUCGGGGCCGCAAUCCUUGAUGUUCCUACCGUUUCUCGAACAGCUCAGAGGGUUGCCAGUGCAAUCGCCUAUGCCUCCACCUCCGGCCACGUCGACGUCAACCACCACCAACAAACAUAUCAACUCGAUCGCUAACAUGAUCAGCAGCCAUCGAGAAGGUCCAAGCUGGGCGACGGCGCACCUGGCGCAAAUGACAACGCAGAUGGAGAAAGAAGCGUCACCGACGCCAAUUUCAUCGGCGGUGGCGCCGACGGCACCACCUCUGCAAGAUCUGGACGCGCCCCUGAACCUCACCAAGCCGAAGUCCUCGUCGUCGGGGGCCACGGCGUCAUCCUCAUCGCCCGGAAGCGACUCUCACGCGCCGCACCUCAGCACCCUCUCCUCACCGAUGGGCAAGGUAAUGGCCAAAGACGAAGCAGCUGAACCUGGAGGCGCCGUGGCAGCCGCCGCGGUCGCCGCCGUGGAGAAGCACUUCGCGAUGCACGGCAUUUACGCGAUACCACCGAGUGCCGGUGCGAUGCCACCGUCGCCACAGACUCAACGACCGAUCAAGCACUCCGGUUCCCGGGAAGAGGCUGCGCAGGAGGAACAGGACUAUCUGUCGACACCUCACAUGUGGCGGGAGCCGGGUUACAAGGUACCGGAAGACAUAACGGAAAAAGCUAAAAUGGUGAGACAGCAGAAGAGGGAGGGUGAGAACAAGCCACAUAUCAAGCGGCCUAUGAACGCGUUCAUGGUGUGGGCCAAGGACGAGCGUAGGAAAAUUUUGAAAGCCUGCCCGGACAUGCACAACUCGAACAUAUCGAAAAUACUCGGUGCUCGAUGGAAAGGGAUGUCGAACUCUGAGAAGCAACCGUACUACGAGGAACAAUCCCGCCUGUCGAAGCUGCACAUGGAGAAACACCCAGACUACAGGUAUCGGCCGCGACCGAAGCGCACCUGCAUCGUGGACGGCAAAAAGAUGCGUAUUUCCGAGUACAAGUCGCUGAUGCGGCAACGACGGCAGGAAAUGAGGCAGCUCUGGUGUCGUGACAGCGGCCCGGAGAUGAGUUUCCUGUCGCCCGUCGGAUCGGAUCUAAGCGGGCAACACCAUCCUGGCACGGGGGCCGGUCCGUCAGCGAGGCCUUCGGUGUCUCCGCCGGCCACCAUGUUGAACGGUGGCGCUGCUGGUCCCAGUUCCGAUCAUCCGUCGUUCUACUACCCGCAAGACAGCCUGUCACCCACGGACAUGAUGAACUUCUCACCGGAGAAUUCAGGCUCGAUCGGUGGCUACGACGCCAGUCCACGGCAUCACGACGAGGAUUGA